AUGGUGGACGGCAAGUUGGCUGCUGUCCGGAAACAGGUUCUGCACCGUUCACGGUCGACUUGCUUGAGGCUCCAGGCUGCACCUUCGCGUAAGGGCCGUGGGGCGAAGACAGCGGUGGGUGGGGUGUUCGACCGGCUGCGGCAGGCGGGCGGCGGGUCGGCGCUGGAGAAGCUGCGCGCCGUGGCGGGCGACGCGUCGGCGCCGGGGCUGGCGCUGGCCGCCGCGGACGCGGCGGCGCUGCAGGCCGAGGUGAGCGUCGUCUUCCACUGCGCCGCCAGCGUCAGCUUCCGCCAGCCGCUGGCCGCCGCCCUGCUGCUCAACGUGCGCGGCACCAGGGAGGUCGCGCUGCUCGCCACGCGCAUGCGCCGGCUGCAGGCAUUUGUGCAUGUCUCAACAGCAUACAGUAACUGUGACCAUAAAGCACCACAAGAAAUUGUGUAUCCUGCCCGUGGCAACUACAUGAAACUAAUAGAACUUGCAGAGAAUAUGGAUCCUGAAAAUCUUGAGAAACUGACUCCAGAGUUGCUGGGAAAUCUACCCAACACAUAUGUUUACACAAAAUCACUUGCUGAAAACGUGAUAAAUGACUUUAGAGACUUGUUACCAGUGGCAAUACUUAGACCGUCAAUAGUUUGUCCUGCCUUGAAAGACCCAUUCCCAGGAUGGGUGGAUACCCAUAAUGGACCUAUGGGAUUAUUAAUUGGAGCUUCCUCGGGAAUCCUGCGGUCAUUGCGAGGUGACGGUAACAUGCAUACUGAUCUUCUGCCAGUGGACUUUGUUGCCAAUUCCCUGAUAGCAGCUGCAUGGGACACAGCUGUCAACAAGUGGUGUAAAAUGCCAGUAUACAACUGUACAACAAGUUCAGAUAUGCCAGUGACAUGGAAUGAACUUGUAAAGAUUGGACAAGAUCUGUACACACAGUUUCCCUCCCCAAAGAUGCUGUGGUACCCCAGUGGAGCCAUUCAUCGAAACUGUAUUGUGUACAUCAUAUGUCUUGUCCUGUUCCAGUUUCUACCAGCAAUCAUUGUUGAUGCGGCAUUUGUACUUUCUGGGAAGAAACCAUGGUUAUUUAAACUACAAAAGAAAAUAUAUGAAGCUGGAGAGAAUGUGAAAUAUUUCAUUCUUAAUGAGUGGUCAUUUCCAAACCAGAAUCUUAAAGACCUUCAGCACAGGCUAAAUAAACAUGACCAGCAGCAAUUUAGUUUUGAUGCAACAAGGAUUGACAUAUCUGAUUACAUAAAACUGUGGGUACUUGGUUAUAGGAGGUUCAUAUUAAACCUGGAUGAUGCCAGUAUCACAAAAGCAAAAUUGAAACUGAGAAGGCUGUAUAUAAUUCACUUAGUGGCAAAAAUUGCACUUUGUUUAAUCCUUUCAUGGAUUGCAGUGCAUUUAUGCUUUAAAUUGAGAUGAUUUAAUAUGGCAGGACACCAGCACAUUUGUACAUAAAAAGGUAUUCAUCACAAUCACUGCACAUGCCAAAGCAAAUAUUGCCUUCUAGUCUCUACUAUUCUCCACACUGAUGUAUUAUUAAAUAUGUACACAAAUACAUGGCAAAUUAGCUUUCGUGGAAGUCUGAAGAUUCAUCACUUCUUUUUACA
Schistocerca serialis cubense is the source of this 1598-nucleotide messenger RNA. Its product is annotated as putative fatty acyl-CoA reductase CG5065. The transcript is spliced from 9 exons. Bases 1 to 1410 code for a protein of 469 amino acids. Gene Ontology annotation, molecular function: alcohol-forming very long-chain fatty acyl-CoA reductase (NADP+) activity. NCBI's taxonomy places the organism in Eukaryota, Metazoa, Arthropoda, Insecta, Orthoptera, Acrididae. Gene Ontology annotation, cellular component: peroxisome. Gene Ontology annotation, biological process: long-chain fatty-acyl-CoA metabolic process. The record is from RefSeq and is a predicted model, not a curated record.